AUGAGAUUAUGGUUUUCACCUACUGAAUCUCAAUGUAUUGCAUAUGCUCUCCAUACUGGUUACGAUUUUCCUAUCAGUCUCCAACGGCGUUUAUUUGAUUUAAAUAUUUCACUUACUCUAAUACAGCAUUCUGAUUUACCUUCUGUUCGUGGGUUAAAUACAUUCAAAUCUAUAAACAAACGACUGUUUGAAUACCUAACACCCCUUAUAGAACCAAAACCUGCUAAUAUGCCAAUUUCUUAUUUGAAUUCUAAGAUUUUUCAUAUCAUAAGUUAUCCAAUUGAUGUUUCACAGUAUAUUACUGAUAUUUUAAGAUUACGCGAUAAGCAAUUACCACCUCCUAUUUUUAUUUGGGAGCCUACACCUGAAUGUGCUUCAAGAGAGUAUAUGCAAUCGUGGAUUGAAGCAAUGAAAUUGGUAGAUAUCAUAUCACCAAAUCAUGAGGAAAUCGCCGCAGUAUUAGGUUUAAUUUCUGAAGAUUAUAAAAAGAACGAACAUCUCCUGAAUAAUGAAAUGUUAAGACAUAUGGCAGAUAAACUCUUAGAGCACCAGAUUGGUUCACAUGGGAAGGGUUGUGUCAUCAUCAGAGCGUCUCGUAAGGGUUGUUUAGUAGCGACUAAAGAAAGGAAGGAAAUUAUACCCGCAUACUGGGAACCACUAAAAGAUGGGAAUGAUAAUCCUUCCGUUAUGGAUGUAACCGGUGCUGGAAAUUCAUUUUGUGGUGGUCUUAUGGUUGGUUUGCUUAAAUCGAAUUUUGAUAUAUUUAAAGCCGCGCUUUAUGGUACUAUAAGUGCAUCGUUUACUAUAGAGCAAAUUGGUGUUCCUAGAUUCAAAAUUAAUGAACAAGGCGUUGAAACAUGGAACUCGGGUGAUAAUCCGCAAUCAAGAUUACAAAAUUUGAAAUUAAAAAUUGAAAAUACCUUAAAUAUUAACGAACUGGGUUGA
Messenger RNA from Racocetra persica, 945 nucleotides. The record is from the annotation of a GenBank genome assembly. NCBI's taxonomy places the organism in Eukaryota, Fungi, Glomeromycota, Glomeromycetes, Diversisporales, Gigasporaceae.